Selaginella moellendorffii is the source of this 866-nucleotide messenger RNA. RefSeq lists its product as uncharacterized. Gene Ontology annotation, biological process: defense response. NCBI's taxonomy places the organism in Eukaryota, Viridiplantae, Streptophyta, Lycopodiopsida, Selaginellales, Selaginellaceae. Bases 2 to 841 code for a protein of 279 amino acids. The record is from RefSeq and is a predicted model, not a curated record. The transcript has a single exon.
AAUGGAUAGGCAGGAAGCGCGCGUGGAGAUGGUGGUGAUCGCCGGCGAGGAUCUCAAGAAUGUGACGAGCUUGCUCAUGUCUGGCAGCAAGAUGAGCUCCUACGUGGUGUGCUGGGUGGAUCCGUGCUCCAAGCGCUCCACCAGGAUCAUCAAGAGAGGCGGUAGGGAUCCCGUGUGGAAUGAGGCGCUGUCGCUGCCCGUGGAUGCGAUUGCCCUCGCCAAUCCCUACGCCUGCCUCACGCUCCAGGUGAUGAGCAGCCGAUCGGGGGGCGACGAUGCGGUAGUGGGCAAAGCGUGGAUGCCGCUCCACGAGAUCGCGAGGCUCUCCACCACGACCUCGGCAUUCGAUAAUAUCAUCUCUCUCGGCGUCCAGCGGCCGUCUGGGAGGAUGCAAGGCUCGAUCCGGCUGUGCGUGUGCUUGAUCGGGGCGGGAUUCCACAAUGCUGGUUCCACGAGUGGGGGAAAUUUCCAUCCGGGCAAGCCGAUGCUCCAAAUCCAAAUGCCCCAGCACCAGAUUUCUUCUCCUGUUGAGAGCUCGCUUGAGGAAUUCGCGAGUCCAUCGUCAUCCUCGGGAGGAGGAGGGGCACCAAUCCAGCCGGUGGAAGGGAUCCCAGUGAUUGGCUUUGCUGCUGGGGCAACGAGCUACCAUCAAGGUCACCACCACUUCCAAAUGCCGCCAUAUCUUCCAUCUCCAUCGGCACCACCAGUUCUUCCUGAUCACAACGGUAACGGGAAUGGUAACGCUCGUGGUCAUGGUCAUGGUAAUGGUAAUGGUCUACUUCUGGGGCUUUUGGGUGGUGCCUUGGCUGCGCUUGUGCUGGGUGAUAUUUUUUUCCAGUGAAGAUCUGGCUACUUGGGUGACAUGU